Messenger RNA from Raphanus sativus (radish), 1313 nucleotides. RefSeq lists its product as uncharacterized. The transcript is spliced from 8 exons. The record is from RefSeq and is a predicted model, not a curated record. Bases 10 to 1059 code for a protein of 349 amino acids. NCBI's taxonomy places the organism in Eukaryota, Viridiplantae, Streptophyta, Magnoliopsida, Brassicales, Brassicaceae.
CCACCUCCGAUGUCAAUGGAGGUUUUUCAGUUGACGCCGGAGAUUCCUCUCCGUUUCAAUCCUACACCACUAAACUUCUCCAAUCGUAGCAGAAUCAACUUCUGCCGGCCGUUAUCAGCAACCAGCGACUCUCGAUUCGGUACACCGGAUUCAGAGUCCCGGAACCGGAUGUUCAUUCUCGGGACGGGAUUCGUCGGAGGAUUCUUCGCGGAAAAGCUCAAAGAAGCAGAUUGGUUGGUUUCAGGGACUUGCAGGAGUGAAUCGAAGAAGAAAGAGUGGGAGAAGAAAGGAAUCGAUCUUCACCUAUUUUCUGCUGAUUCACCUCAAUGGAGGUUGCUAGAAACAGUGAAAGAUUACACUCACCUGCUCGUUUCCAUUCCACCUCUAGCUGACAUUGGUGAUCCGAUGUUGCGGAAUGUAGAACUUGUCAGAGAGAAGCUCUCGAGUGGAAAUCUUCAAUGGCUUUGUUAUCUCUCUUCAACAAGUGUUUAUGGAGACUAUGGUGGUGCUUGGGUCACUGAAGAUGAUCCCCCUAAUCCUAAAACACAGUCAGCUAAGAUAAGGCUAGCUGCAGAGGAAGGAUGGUUGAGCUUGGGGAGUGAUCUUGGUCUUUCUACUCAAGUCCUUCGACUUGGUGGUAUCUAUGGACCUGGUCGCAGUGCGAUUGACACUUUGUUAAAGCGGGAGCAUUUGUCUGAAACUCAACUGAGAAGAGCGUCCCGUAGAUUCACCUCCAGAGUCCAUGUUCAAGAUAUAUGCCAAGCUCUUCAAGCUUCCAUUGAAAACCCAUCAUCGAGAGAGAUCUACAACAUCGUCGAUGAUGAUCCAGCACCAAGAGAAGAGGUGUUCCAAUACGCCUUGGAGUUGAUUGAAAAACGUUGGAAAAGGAAGAUCGAAACGAAACCGUUUCUGUAUGAGUCUCGGGAGCAGAGUUCACUGAGAGGCGAAAAACGAGUUAGUAACCAACAUAUGAAGGAUAAACUAGGAGUCAAAUUGCUCCAUCCUUCGUACAAGUCGGGACUACAAAGCAUUGUCGAGAAGAUGGACAACCCGUUUUAAGCACGGAUCAGGCGGCCAAGACUGCUGAAUCACGACAAGAAAGUGCAUGGCAUCAGUCUGUGAGAAUUACCAUUAUUAGAUUUUGCAUCAGUUCCCAUAGAUGAUGCCAUUUCUGAAACGUUUGGCAUCGUUUAAAUAUCAUCCCUGGCUAAGGGGCUACUCCACUUGGAGCUAAUGGAACCAAAGUGCCAUUUCAUAAAAGACUUGGACCUGGAGCUUUUGGUGCUCGAUUAUAAAUUCUACAUAUUUUUAUC